Molecule: messenger RNA, 3083 nt
Organism: Gadus macrocephalus (Pacific cod)
Lineage: Eukaryota; Metazoa; Chordata; Actinopteri; Gadiformes; Gadidae
Gene: trappc13
Product: trafficking protein particle complex subunit 13
Exons: 18
Coding region: 1631-2881 (416 amino acids)
Cellular component (GO): TRAPPIII protein complex
Source: RefSeq, a predicted model, not a curated record
AUUUGUGUGUUUCAGACAAAAUGCGCUAAAACGCCACAUGCGACACAAGAGAGGAAUAGUGAUUUUGGUGUACCCGGAACGUCGGUUCACCAGAUCAGGAUCCAGAUUCAGCCCUCCUCUUCAGCGUUCCAGGAGACCAUCGAUAGAAAGGAAGAUGGGGAAGGACAAGUGACAAGCAGCAGUCUGAGGUCUGAAGCUGAAAUCGCAGGAAAUCAAGUUGAAGAACAGAACAUAAGACCUCAGGAAAGAAGGCAGUCUGAGGUAAAGAAGGUCAAGGCAUUGGAGACGAGAGUGAAAGAGAUGCAACACCAGGUUGAGGAAAGCAAUAACAAAUUAGAAGUGCUUGAAGAAAUGCUGCAAGAUCUAAAUGCCACUGUUUCUUACCAACCGACUCAACGACUGGAUCAGAUAUUCUCUGAUUCUAAAGCAACAGAGAGGCAAGCCUCAGGGUCGUUCGACGAAGGCUAUGGAUCAGGCACGGAUCAGAACCUCUCGUCUAUUCGUUUGGACACAGUGAAGGAUCAAGAAACCAACUAUAGGAGAUUGAAGAUCAGGUUAAUGGCUUCUGAUCGUCUAAGAAAAGUUUUGUCAGAGAAGGCGUCUGAGGUUGAGACCCUGCAGAAUGAACGUGAACAUCUCCUGUGUGAUGAAUCCAAGCUGGCAGACGGUCAGAGUCACGCACGCCAUGACCUCAUAUGCCUUGACAAUGCUCUUGACUCUGCCAGGAGAGAGAUUGAAAGUUUAAUGAUGCAAAUGAAGCUGAUGGAGGAAUUGGACCGCAAGGAAAUGGUUCAGAAGUUUGUGGUGCCGCGGGAUUCCAAACUAAGAGUGUUUCCCGUCAAUACCUCAAGAACAGACUGUGGUAGUAGGACUCAGAAGGAAUCCCUAUCUUCUCAACUCUCCGGUGGAAUGAAAAAGAAGAUGAAGCAACAACCCGUUCAACAGAAGAGGAAGAUGAAAAUGCAAGACACCAGAACCGAACCUCUUGACAGUGUCAGUCGUCGUCCCAGAGCUAUAAACAUUAAUAACUUGGAGCAUGAAGAGGAUAGCUCGUCGCUCAGGAAUCCCUCCGAGCUGAACACAGAGACCCUGAGGUUGAGAAGUAACAGCCUUCAACGCAGCAACCUCAACACAAACCAGUACCAUCACCCUUCACAUGGUUCCUCACGAUGGUCCACCAACCCUUCCAGGAGCCCCAGUCUCACGCAAGAGGAUAUCGGCCUUCAGCGAAUCGUAGCAGAGGUCAAAGGGUUGACCUACGGGAUUUCACGGGUUCUACGCGAAGCCCACGAUGGAGGAAGUCCCGGUAACUCGCGGUCAAGCGAUCCUUACUCUGAGAACGUGAAGCUGAACAAAAUAAUCAAGACCUUAAAAAUGGAGAAGUCAAGCAACAAGACGAUCGUUUUUGAGGCUGUUAAACGACUUCAGAGGGUCAACCAACGAAAACUGGAACGGCUUUGUGAUUAGUUAAUAAAAUAAAGUUAGAAUAAACGUAAGCAACCACGCUGACUAUUGUUGCUUCGCGCUUCCCGUAGCCAGCUGUUGUGCUACUGCUAGGCUGACUGCUGCUAGCUAGCUAGCUGUACAAUCUAACUAUUUAGCAAUAACAACACACAAGAUCACCGGGAAAAUGGAGGUCAAUCAAGCAAAACAGGAGCAUCUACUUGCAUUAAAAGUGAUGCGGUUGACAAAACCCACUCUCUUCACAAACAUGCCAGUGACAUGUGAAGAUCGAGACCUUCCAGGUGAUUUAUUUAGUCAGCUCAUGAGGACGGACCCGUCCACCAUCAAAGGGGCUGAGGCGCUGAUGCUGGGAGAGAUGCUCACGCUACCACAGAACUUUGGAAACAUCUUCCUGGGCGAGACCUUCUCGUGUUACAUCAGCGUGCACAAUGACAGCACCAAGGUGGUGAAAGACAUCCUGGUCAAGGCCGACCUUCAGACCAGCUCCCAGAGACUCAGCCUCUCGGCCUCCAACUCAGCCGUCACAGAACUCAAACCUGAAUGCUGUAUAGAUGAUGUCAUCCACCACGAAGUCAAAGAGAUCGGGACUCAUAUCCUGGUGUGUGCGGUCAGCUACACCACCCAGUUCGGGGAGAAGCUCUACUUCAGGAAGUUUUUUAAAUUCCAGGUCCUCAAGCCGCUGGACGUGAAGACCAAGUUCUACAACGCCGAGAGUGACCUCAGUUCUGUGACAGAUGAGGUGUUCCUGGAGGCCCAGAUCCAGAACAUCACCACCUCGCCCAUGUUCAUGGAGAAGGUGUCCCUGGAGCCCUCCAUCAUGUACAACGUGACGGAGCUCAACACCGUGGAGAGCGGGGAAGAAGGCGAGUCCACGUUCGGCAAGAUGUCGUACCUGCAGCCCAUGGACACACGUCAGUACCUGUACUGCCUGAAGCCCAAGCCCGAGUACGCCGAGAAGGCGGGCGUCAUCAAGGGCGUGACGGUGAUCGGCAAGCUGGACAUCGUGUGGAAGACCAACCUGGGGGAGCGCGGCCGGCUGCAGACCAGCCAGCUGCAGCGCAUGGCUCCGGGCUAUGGGGACAUCAGGCUGUCUCUGGAGAUGAUUCCUGACACCGUGAACCUUGAGGAGCCCUUUGACAUCAUCUGCAAAAUCACCAACUGCAGGCGACGGACGAUGGACCUGGUGCUGGAGAUGUGCAACACAAGGUCGGUCCACUGGUGCGGCGUGUCGGGCCGACAGCUGGGGAAGGUGGGCCCCAGCGCCUUCCUGUCCCUACCGCUGAAGCUCCUGUCCUCCGUCCAGGGCCUGCAGAGUAUCUCUGGACUGCGGCUCACUGAUACCUUUCUGAAGAGGACUUAUGAAUAUGAUGAUAUAGCGCAAGUCUGUGUGGUUUGUCCAUUUAUGAAUGAGAGCUAGUAUUUUGUUUUAUUCAAUGUUAUUCACAUAUUUAAUUUGAUUGGACCAAAUUUGCAUUUCCGUGUCUUGUCUUUGUCUUGGCUUGUUAUAUAUUUGCACAUCGAAAGAUAACAAGGUUUUGUUGUAAGGUUUCCAUGCUUUUCUUGUAAUAUAAACAUAAAUCUUUAUUAUUAAUUAUUUGAAUAAAAACCACUCAAAUCUG